GAGGUCUCAUGUUCAGCUUCUGUUUUUUCCGGGUGGUAGACGGCGGAUCCGGCCGCCGGAAGGAGGCGCCGUCGGCGUUUGUCCGCCUCGUUCGGAGGAUGAAAUGUACGGAAAUGAGAUUCACGAGUGGUUUCAGAGAAGAAAAGGGAAGAAAAGCAGCAUCUUUUCUAGAGGUCUUUUGUCCAAUUGAGUACAGACAACCCCACCACACACAGUAGAGAGAGAGAGCGAGAUAAAAAGAGGGAGAGGAGAGAGAAAGCUUUUAGUCUCCCAAAGGCUGCAGCUCGGGGGAAAAGGCAAAUUCGUUUUAGCCCUUUCAGUUCACCACCACCACCGCCGCCUCCGGCUCCCAAACUUUGACCAACUCCGGCGGAAAUGAACCCAUCCAUUUAUGGGCUUGCAUGUAGAGAGAGAGAGAGAGCACUUAAUAGUCCUCCCUGUUCUUGCCGUAGACAGCCACUCACACUCUGUAUUUAUUUAUGAUAAGGUAUUUAUGUAAUGAUUGCCAAAAUAUAAGCACCAACUCAUCAUUAUACCUUUUAUGGCAUUGGUUAAAUCUUAGGGACACCAUCCUAAUAAUUGAUGAUUCUCCAAAUUAAACCACACACCCCCACCCCUCCAAGAAUCAAUCUCUCACCCUCUCUUUCUCUCUCAAGAAAGGUUUUUGGUCUUUUGCAAACUACUUAAAACCCUAUCCCUUCCGCUUCUCUCUCAUUUGCUUCCUGUGAGAGGGAAGAGAGAGCCCUCUUUGGAGUUGGACUCUUAUGGGAUUUUACUUCUCAACACCACUCGGUAAAAGCACACACAGAGACUAGAAGUAAGGAGAAGGAAAACAAGAACGAACACCUCCAUGGAUGCUUACGAGGCUACAAAACUAGUGAUGACAAGGAUCCAGAGUUUGGAUCCGGAAAACGCUACAAGAAUCAUGGGUUAUAUACUGAUACAAGACCGAGGGGAGGAGGAGAUGAUAAGGUUAGCCUUUGGCCCUGAGUCCCUCUUGUUAUCUCUCAUCAACCAAGCAAAGGCCUAUUUGGGGCUUCCUUCAAAUACCCCUUCUCCAAAACCUUUAACUCCUCUCGCGAGUCCCAUUAGCCCGAACAGCCCUUUCCCUCAAACUUCACCAAGAAUCUUGAUACCGAAUAAUAAUGGGUUUCAUUUGGGGAAUCCCUCUUCAACCUCUUAUCCAAGAAAUAGUCCCCGGCCCGUUUCUUAUGCAGCUGUGCUUAAUGGUUCUACUACUUGUAGCAACAGUGAUAGUAGUAAUGGUCCAGGCUCACCAAGUUUGCAUUUCUAUGGCGGUAAUGAUUUUGGGGACGAGUUCUUGAACGGCGGUGGGCCAGUGCAACGUCAAGUUCAGGAUCAGUUACCAUUCCUAGACGAUUCAGUGGUGGAUCCAAUAAUGAGUCCGAGUGGGAGGAGUGAUUCUUUGAUGUUCCCUUAUGGUGAGGAUUUGAACAGCAUUCCAUCUCCUCAUCCCCACCCAUUUCACCGGGGGGAUUGUUCUGUAAAUGAUGCUGCUUUUCUUUCUAAUCUUGAAGAAGUGGGUGGUGGUGGAAGUGGAUUUGGAUGGAGACCUUGCAUGUACUUUGCAAGAGGGUUUUGCAAAAAUGGAAGUUCUUGCAAGUUCUUGCACAGUGAUAUUGGUGGUGGUGAAGCAAUUGAGGUGGGGUCUCCAAGUUCAAUGUUUGAUGAGUUCUUGAGAAUGAAAGCCCUUCAGCAGCAGCAGCAGCAGCAGAGAUUUGCACUCAUGUCUCCCAGAGGUCAUCAUCCUUUUCCUUACAACAAGCGCAUGAGCUUUCUGAACGAAAAUCUGAGGCAUGACUAUUCUUCAAUGGGAUUGGCUGCUGGUGCAAGUCCAAGCUCCCGGCAAAUUUACUUGACGUUUCCAGCUGACAGUACAUUCAAGGAAGAAGAUGUUUCCAGUUACUUUAGCAUGUUUGGACCGGUGGAAGAUGUUAGAAUUCCAUACCAGCAGAAACGAAUGUUUGGGUUCGUUACAUUUGCCUACCCAGAGACUGUAAGACUCAUUUUGGCUAAAGGGAACCCUCACUUUUUGUGUGAUUCUCGUGUGCUUGUCAAACCAUACAAGGAGAAAGGAAAGAUCCCGGACAGGAAACAGUUGCAGCAACAACAUCAACACCUGGAGAGGGGGGAGUAUUCACCUUGUUUAAGCCCGUCUGGGAUUGAUUCCAGGGAGCUAUUUGAUCUCCCUAUUGGAUCAAGAAUGUUUCUGAGUACACAAGAGAUGCUUAGGAGAAGAUUGGAGCAGGAAACCUUUGAACUUCAAAGUAGGAGGAUGAUGAGUUUACAACUGAUGGAACUGAGAAAUCAGCACCAUAACAAUCAUUUUCUGCCAGGCCUGCCGGCUGGUGUCCCGGUUUCCUCUCCAAGAUCGUCUGAGUUGCUGAUGAGUCAAAAUUUUAUUGCUUCUUCGGAUGCUACUAAUCAAGAUAGCGUGCAAGCUGACAAUGAGAAGCUGCUGUUAGAAGAAACUAAAAAAUCCACCACCACCUCCAACAUCACUGAUGGCAACUGGCACCAGAAUGUCGAUGAUGACGACUCUUAUCUCCCCAAAAGCAGUUUGGAGCAUAUCCUACCCGAUAACCUUUUUGCCUCUCCAACAAAAUUAGCCGCUGAACGUAGGACCAUUUUCUCUCAUGCUUCAACUGAAGCUGUUGAUACCACCACACCAGUAACAUCCUCUAACAACACCCCUGUGCUAACUAGCAGUUCUCCACCCAGCAAGGCUUCUACACCCUUCUCCCGAACGACGAGCCAUUGAAAUGUAGGUGUUGUAGCUGAUCAUGGUUAGCAAGCAGGGAUUAACGUAGCCUGAAAGUUUGAGUUAGCAUAUACAAGUAAAAAGUCCUCUAGCUGUACAGCCAAACCAUACCAGCAACAGAAGAAAAAGAUCUCCUCAAGAUUCAUCAUCAACACCAUACUCUACUUGUUGCAACAACACAUAAUGCUUUUGAGCAAAGGACAGAUGAAGUGAUUUAUGAGGAGUGGGGUCUCUACUUUGUUGAUAUAUUCUGCAGCAGUUGUGUGCUGGACCACAAAGAACAAUAGCAUAUAAGAAACAAAACCUACUAGUUAGUAAUAACUCUUACUAUAUCUUUUUACCUACUAUUCAUAUUAUAGAGAGCGAGCUUCUUGGAUAUUUUACCAAG
Molecule: messenger RNA, 3170 nt
Organism: Sesamum indicum (sesame)
Lineage: Eukaryota; Viridiplantae; Streptophyta; Magnoliopsida; Lamiales; Pedaliaceae
Product: zinc finger CCCH domain-containing protein 22
Molecular function (GO): RNA binding; metal ion binding
Source: RefSeq, a predicted model, not a curated record